Messenger RNA from Tripterygium wilfordii, 2347 nucleotides. Its product is annotated as probable ubiquitin-like-specific protease 2B. Gene Ontology annotation, molecular function: cysteine-type peptidase activity. Bases 170 to 2155 code for a protein of 661 amino acids. The record is from RefSeq and is a predicted model, not a curated record. The transcript has 16 exons. Lineage: Eukaryota; Viridiplantae; Streptophyta; Magnoliopsida; Celastrales; Celastraceae. Gene Ontology annotation, biological process: proteolysis.
UGUGGACCAAUGUAAACGGUUUGUCCAUUUGAGAUGAACACCAAACGAUCAAGUAAGCCAAGGAUGCGAUAGCAGUCGCACGAACAAUGAUCUCGCCAGUAAGUAUUUCAUUCUUCACCUUCCCUUCGUUUCGUUGUGUUUGGGUGAUUCUGUUAGAGAGCGGCAGAAUAUGACUCGCUCACGAAGACUGAGCUCGGACGAGCGAUUCGACGUGUUCGAGUUUAACGAGGACGAUGUGCGGGUAGAGAAGGCGUCCGGUAAGAUCAUGAAGAAAUUCGGAAGCCCUAAAAAGAGGAAGCGCGAAACUUCUCCCAUAACCAAAUACAAGUUCCUCCAAUUCUUUGCUGAAGGGACUCAAAAUCAACAAAAGGAAAUUGGAAACAGAUUGGUUGAUGUUCCCAAGGAGCCAAUUUACAUUGAUGAUGAACCAGUUGAUGCUGACAAUGGGCCCACUGAUGUUGAUGUUGCAGGAAGUAUCACGACUCCGCAGAAUGAAACUAAUGAUGCUAUUUGGGGCAUUGUUCCUAGUGUUGGUGCUAUGAAAGACGAGAUUGAUGGGGGAGAUGUGCUUAUACUAUCAAGUUCCUCAAAUCAAGUGCAGAAUAAGCGCGUUAUAAUGAUUCAAGAUGAUGAUGACAGCAAUGAAAUGGAUUUCAAACCUACAUGUGCCUUUUCAUCUACAGAGUUUGAAGCAGAAGAACAUGUGCUGGAAUCUGGCUCGGGCGGAAAUCUAAUUGACUUCAGAAAUAUGACAGUGGCUGUUUCGCCUGGUUUCAUCGUAUAUGGGGGCAUAUUGUUUACAGAGGCACAGUUAACUUUUGCAAGGAGCUGCAUCAAAAUUGAUGGUACCAAUGUAAAUGGCAUGAAGGGAACAUUUAAAUUUGAGCAGAGCAUCGAUGAUAUUAUAAAUAUUGAAUCAGUAUGGCUUGCUAUUGUCAAGACCGCUUUUAUUCGCUUUAUUCUUAAAGCAAAGUAUUGUAAAGAAGCAGGAAAUGGAAAAGAGCCUUCAGGCAAGGAGUGGUUAACAUUUACUGUUUAUAAUCCUAAUUGGUUUGAAGUACAGGAAGCAAUCAAAUCAUUGGAUGUGAAAUACAAGAAUGCUUGGAAAGAGUUUUCUGAUGCUGAGUGGGAAAAGGAAGAAAUUUCUAUCCUGACGGGGGAGCCCAAAGAUAUCCUGUUAUUGUCAAAGAACUAUCAUCCCAAGUUCGAUGUGCCUUUUGAAGAGGUCAUUUAUCCAAAAGGCGAUCCUGAUGCUGUUUCAAUUAGUAAGAGAGACAUUGAGCUUCUUCAGCCGCAGACAUUCAUUAAUGAUACCAUCAUUGACUUCUAUAUUCACUAUUUGAAGAGCAAUAUUGAACAAAAGGAACAGCCUAGAUUUCACUUCUUCAAUAGUUUCUUCUUUCGCAAGCUUUCUGGACUAGACAAGGAUCCGUCUAGUGCUUGUGAAGGCAAGGAAGCAUUUGAGCGUGUUUGCAAAUGGACUGAGAAAGUGAAUCUUUUUGAAAAAGAUUACGUUUUCAUUCCUGUAAACUACAGUCUUCACUGGAGUUUGAUUGUUAUUUGUCACCCAGGUGAAGGGGCAAAUUUGAAAGAUGAUGAAAAUGGGAAGUCAACCAAGUUACCAUGCAUCUUGCAUAUGGAUUCUAUCAGAGGAAGUCACCGAUGCCUUAAGAGCCUUGUUCAGAGUUAUCUUUGCGAGGAGUGGAAAGCAAGGCAUAAGGAAAUGGAUGAUGAUGGAUUUUCAAGGUUUUUACAUCUACCAUUUGUUUCACCUGAGCUGCCUCAACAAAAAAAUUCAUUUGAUUGUGGCCUUUUUUUGCUUCACUAUGUGGAACUCUUUCUUCAGCAAGCUCUCAACUUCAGCUCAAUAACAGAAAUUGUGAAAUAUCUUAAUAAGGAAUGGUUUCCACCUGUGGAGGCUUCUCUGAAGCGGGUUCGUAUUCAGAAGCUUAUUCAUGAAAUUCUUGAAGAUUAUGCUUCAGAAGUUCCUUCGGUUGACUGCACUAGUGAGGGUCAGUCCCAAUCAGCUACCAUGAAUGAGCAAGAAUCUGAAGUUGAAAUUCUUCUGGACGUAUGCGAUACUCCAAAGACAUCUCCUGGUGAUUCAUCAAGUUCUAAUGCUCCGGGGGAAACUGCAAAACUUUCUUUUUGGUAAGUAUUUCUGCUGCAAAACGGUUCAGGGCAUAUUUGAGGAUCAGGUUCUUUUCAGAAGAAACUUGUUGAAAGAUUGGAAUUUGUAUUCACUUCUGUCAAUAACAUUAUUUUGUUAUGGAAUAUGGACAAAUGGUUACUUUUAGCUUUGUAACCAGAAAAUUUGUUAUAUAAUAAUAUAAGGGAAUAUUUGACA